AUGCUUCAGAUCUCGAGGGAGGAGAUUAGCAAGAAAGUGCCCGAAGAUUCGAAAGGGUUUGACAGAUUGUGGAAAAACAUUGUCUAUUUCCUCGAUCAAUACGUCUACGAGCCACUUGCGACAACUUUUCGAUUCUUCCACCUCAUGAUCAUAUUCGUCCCUGUUAUCAUUACUAUCCCUGUCGCGUUCAUUGGUCCACGAAGCAAGGAGAGGGACAACGAAAGAGCAGGCGUGGUAUGGUGGUACGGCUUUUUGGUCAAAUCAAUGGAAAGAGCUGGCCCUGCAUUCAUUAAACUUGGCCAAUGGGCAGCCUCGAGAACGGAUAUCUUUCCGGCACAGAUGUGUAGUAUCAUGUCUGAGUUGCACUCCAACGCAAAGGCACAUAGCUUACAUCAUACUCGGAAAACAAUCGAGAAGGCAUUUGGCGGAAGACCAUUUGAGGACAUUUUUCUGGAAUUCGAUGAGAAGCCUCUUGGUGUCGGUGCGAUCGCUCAAGUUUACAAAGCGAAAUUGAAACCAGACCUUGCUACCGAAGAGUCGGAUAUGGAUGUCGAAGCUGAGAAGACAUUACGAAAAAGGUUCAAGAGGAACGUUGAUUCGCUGGUAAAGUCCACGCCGCAACGAGUACCUUCACAAUAUGUCGCAAUCAAGGUCUUGCAUCCCAAAGUCGAACGCAAUGUUCGGAGAGACCUGAAGAUCAUGGGCGUGUUUGCUGCUAUCAUUAAUGCAGUCCCUACAUUGGAGUGGCUAGAUCUGCCUAACGAGGUCUCAAACUUUGGCGAGAUGAUGCGACUACAACUCGAUCUACGUAUCGAAGCUGCUAACUUGUCAGUUUUCAGGAAGCACUUUGCAAAUCGGACCACUGCCUGGUUUCCUUUCCCAUACACGCAGUACACUACACGUCAGGUAUUGAUCGAAGAGUUCGCUCAGGGUAUACCUCUGUCGGCAUUCCUAAAUACAGGCGGUGGCGUCUUCCAGAAGGAUAUUGCUGACGAGGGACUUGAUGCCUUCCUUCACAUGCUUCUGAUCGACAACUUCACUCAUUCCGAUCUACAUCCAGGCAAUAUCAUGGUCCGCUUCUACAAAUCUUCGAGAACAAAUGUACACGUACCACUACUCACGCAGAAGCAAGACCCGUCGAAACCAACUUCACCCGAAGAGGCUGACGAGGUCGAAAAAGUCUUAGCACGACUGCGACCACAUAUUGGUAAACAACCGGAGUGGGACCAGACUUUAGCCAAGAUUGACCAAGAAGGAUAUCGACCACAGCUCAUUUUCAUCGAUACUGGUCUCGUGACGGAGCUGAACGGCAAGAAUAGACGAAAUUUCCUAGACCUGUUCAAAAGUAUUGCCGAGUUCGAUGGCUACAAAGCAGGACGACUUAUGGUCGAGCGAUGCAGAAAUCCUGAGGCAGUCAUUGAUCAGGAAGUAUUCGCCCUCAAGAUGCAGCAUCUGGUUCUGGCUGUCAAGGGGCAAACAUUCGCUCUCGGCAACAUCAAAAUUGGCGACAUCUUAUCACAGGUGUUGAGUAUGGUUCGUAAUCACCAUGUUCGCAUGGAAGGCGACUUUGUCAAUGUCGUCAUCUCCAUCCUCCUCCUUGAAGGUAUUGGGCGCAGUCUCGACCCACAACUUGACCUCUUUAAAUCUGCAUUACCUAUCUUGCGCAGCAUUGGCAGUAGCGACCCGUCUGCCGUCCUCAAAUCUUUCAAGGAAGGCGAUUUCAGCAUGUUGAGGAUAUGGGUGGGUUUGGAAGCGAGACGCUUCUUCCAGGCUAGUGCUGAGUCGGUUGAGGCUUGUGUCAAGUAUGACUUGCUGAGUCCGAUGUUGUGA
This is a messenger RNA of Lithohypha guttulata, 1830 nucleotides long. RefSeq lists its product as uncharacterized. The transcript is spliced from 2 exons. Gene Ontology annotation, cellular component: mitochondrion. The coding region runs from base 1 to 1830 and encodes 609 amino acids. NCBI's taxonomy places the organism in Eukaryota, Fungi, Ascomycota, Eurotiomycetes, Chaetothyriales, Trichomeriaceae. The record is from RefSeq and is a predicted model, not a curated record.